AUGUAUCUCAUAUUCAGAGGGACCCCACGCGCCGAAUACAAGGCCUCAUACGCAGCGAGAGAUAUUGUCUACCUUUUGAUCUCAACCGGGUCGACGCCUAGCACAAGCGGCCUCACUCGGUUAUGUCAUCAGCCUGCGCGGGUUUGUCUAUCAAAUGCAUGGAAAACUACUUGUUCAAUGAAUUAUACACCUCAACAUCGCUUCAAAUUCUAG
Plasmopara halstedii is the source of this 213-nucleotide messenger RNA. RefSeq lists its product as uncharacterized. The transcript is spliced from 3 exons. Bases 1 to 213 code for a protein of 70 amino acids. The record is from RefSeq and is a predicted model, not a curated record. NCBI's taxonomy places the organism in Eukaryota, Oomycota, Peronosporomycetes, Peronosporales, Peronosporaceae.